This is a messenger RNA of Austrofundulus limnaeus, 3084 nucleotides long. It is a transcript of the gene rprd1b, whose product is annotated as regulation of nuclear pre-mRNA domain containing 1B. Lineage: Eukaryota; Metazoa; Chordata; Actinopteri; Cyprinodontiformes; Rivulidae. Gene Ontology annotation, biological process: mRNA 3'-end processing. The record is from RefSeq and is a predicted model, not a curated record. Gene Ontology annotation, molecular function: RNA polymerase II complex binding. The transcript has 7 exons. Bases 540 to 1526 code for a protein of 328 amino acids.
UGUCGGGACGAAAUUGCAAGCUGCCAUAUUUGGAGGAAUAUUUUUCCUUCAAGUUAAGCGAGUUAAAUCAGUUUGUGAGUGUAACCGUGAGUCAUUUUGCAGUUGUUUUUCAAACGCUUAGGUCCGGGACAUAUUUAAGAAGAAUACUCUGGACUUUUGGGUUUAUUUUACAUCGGGUUAAAGUUCGGAGGAGCUCGGUGCUGCGCUGCUCUGCAGAGAUGGCUGCUUAGCUCGGCUAGCUAACGUUAGCUGGUCCUGUAAACAAACACAGCAGUCAGCAAGGAAACAGUUACUCCAUUUUUCAAGGAGUGUUCAACAGACCGGGUCAACACUUCAUUAAGUUAAGAACUAUAUAACGUUAUAAACAUAGCUUUGUUUAGCAGCAGAAAGCCGUCUCGAUGCUGCAUGUCUACCAGUUCAGCGACACGACUUGAGUUUUGAUGACUGUGCGAGUUUCUUUAAAAUAGCUCGGAGCUUAGUUGCUUUGGAGCAGGUCGGAGUCCGCUGUAGUCGAAGCAGACACCCUAGAACCGGUCGGCAUGUCGUCUUUCUCCGAGUCUGCCCUGGAGAAGAAGCUGUCGGAGCUGAGCAGCUCGCAGCAGAGCGUCCAGACCCUGUCUCUGUGGAUCAUCCACCACCGCAAACACUCGGCCCUCAUCGUCAAGGUCUGGCACCGAGAGCUCAAGAAAGCUAAAAGCAACAGGAAGUUGACGUUCCUGUAUCUGGCUAACGAUGUCAUCCAGAACAGCAAGAAGAAAGGACCAGAGUUCACCAAAGACUUUGAGUCUGUCCUUGUGGAUGCCUGUUCUCACGUAGCCAGUGAAGCAGACGAUGGAUGUAAAAAGCAAAUGGAGAGGCUGCUAAACAUCUGGAAGGAGCGAAGCCUCUACAGAGGUGACUUCAUUCAGCAGCUCAAACUGGCCAUAGAGGACUCUAACAGCCCCAGGCCCUCAGAAGAGAAGAAGGCUGUAAAACGAAGCUAUCAGAAGAUUCAUGAAGAUGAAGAUGAUGAUGACGACGACUACAGAAGCCACGUAUCUCCUCACAGCACAGAUAACUCUGCAACUCAGCUGACGGAGGAGCUGGUGAAAGCCCUGCAGGACCUGGAGAACGCAGCAUCAGGUGACGCAGCUGUUCGUCAGAAGAUCGCCUCACUGCCGCAGGAAGUCCAGGAUGUUUCCCUUCUGGAGAAGAUCACAGACAAGGAGGCCGCAGACAAACUGUCAAAAACGGUGGAUGAGGCCUGUUUGCUGCUGGCGGAGUAUAACGGGAGACUGGCUGCAGAGCUGGAGGACCGCAGGCAGCUGGCUCGUAUGCUGACCGAGUACAUCAGCAGUCAGAAGGAGGCGCUAGCAGAAAGGGAGAAAAAACUGGAUGAGUAUAAGCAGAAACUGGCGAGAGUGACUCACGUGAGAAAAGAGCUCAAGUCCCACAUCCAGAGUCUCCCGGAUCUGUCCCUUCUGCCCAACGUUACUGGAGGCCUGGCUCCUCUUCCGUCUGCGGGGGACCUCUUCUCUACUGACUGAGAGCAAACAGUUCAACCAAACUACCACUGUGCCCCUCCCCAGCCAGAUUCAAGUCCUUCAUUUUAUCAGCAGCUACGCUUCAGAGAGCACACGUGGUGGAACCUGUCGCAGAACAGGAGCUAACUCAAUCCUAAAAGAGAGGAAAGAUGUUUAAAGAUAAGGCUUCUUCAAACUGCGGAGGAGAGCAGAGACUCAUUCAGACUGCACUGAUCCUCGAGGAUUCUACUCCACCAGCUUGGAAGUUUGUUUCCUGAUUGUUUUUAUUUUAGUUUUAAAUGCUGGAAUCGGCGUUUGAAUAAAAGCGACUUCCUCUGCGAUACAUUUUUCAGUUAAAUAAGUAAAGUUGGGCUGGUGGUUACAGCUGCACUGUGAAGAAAAUUAAAAAAAUUUUUAGUUGAAUUUUCUUUGGGAGGUGGGCGUUGUUAAAGUUUUCUGACUUGGUCAUAUUGGUGUGUGUACAACCAUAGAAAAGAUCACACUGGGUUCAUUUUGUUUGUUUUGGCAGCAGGUACAUCACACAUCUUAAACUUAUUUAGUGGUCUAAAUUAAUGGGAUUUAUUUUACAAAAAUAUCUUGGGAAAAUAUUUUGAAGUUAAACGGAAGAUUAAAGAUUUUCAUGCUUUAGUUUGAACAGAUUGUUAAAAUAUGAAGCUGAUAGUGUUUAAUAUGUUAGGUUUUGAAUUUUGGAAAGAAAAAAAACAAUUUAAACAUAAAAAAAUGUGCAGGUUUUCCUUCAAAGAAAAAAAUUAGAAAUUAUUAAGAUAAAUAUUUUGUUUACUGGCCUGAGCAAUAUGAAACAAAACAAAAAUAAUAAUCCAAAAGAAUUACUGUUUGCGUUCAGAUAAUUUUUUAAUGUCAUUUUGAAUUUGAAAACAAAAUCAAGACAAGUUUAAAAAACAAUUAUCAUUUUUACUUUAUAUUUUCACUGAACACAAUCAUAAAACUAUUUCUGUCCUUGUUUACCAGUCUCCAUGAUUACGUGUGAACAGAUUCACAUGUUUUGUUUUUGAUUCACAGUCCUUUAUUUUGGUAAGCAUAAAGAAACAAUAAUUUACAUACAAAUCCAUUAUUGUAUGUUUGAAAUGAUUUUCUGCACUCUGUGAAGGCGACAUCUUUGUUUAAUGAUUUUUUAACAGGAAAAAAUGCAUUUAUUGACAAAGAGCUAUAACAUUUUAUCCCUUAACCUAAUUUCUUGUUUGUAAACUGAGCGAUGCCUCCUGCCUGUUUAAAAACAGAUCUUUAAAAGAUGUGAUGAAGAUGGAUGUCUUCAGUUUUUUUUUAUUCAAAUGUUUGAAGUGUCAUCACUGAAAAACACAUUUUGACCUUUAUAAUGAUUCCCAGUGAACUGCUGUACACCAGAAGGAUUCUGGGAACGUUUUGAUCCCUGAUGUGCUGACUUGUUGAUAGUAUUUAGAUAUUUUCUUACCUACCUGCUGUUUAGUAUGUGUUUCUCUCUUCAGAGUAAAUGCUGUACUAGCAGGACGCUACUAGAAGUAGUGUGUUUCUUUUAUAAACGUGAUUUCAGUGGAUGCCAAUAAACUGGAACCAUUUUCACAAA